Messenger RNA from Striga hermonthica, 1188 nucleotides. Lineage: Eukaryota; Viridiplantae; Streptophyta; Magnoliopsida; Lamiales; Orobanchaceae. The record is from the annotation of a GenBank genome assembly.
AUGGACGACUUUGACCUUGAACUCGACGAAUUGGAGCUAGUGGCAGCUGCUGCGGGCUACCAUUACUACACGAGCAUCACGAGGCAGCCCGCCCGUGGCCUGUCCCCAAAAGGGUCGGGCUUCAUGAACGAGGUCCUCCAUGGUAAUGACGAUUUGUGCCGUGGGAUGUUCCGGAUGGACUGCCACGUGUUCCUAAAGCUUAGUAACACCCUCAGGCAUAGGGGCAUGCUGCGUGACACAGCUGGCGUCAUGAUAGAGGAGCAGCUCGCCAUAUUCUUGAAUGUUAUUGGCCGAAACGAGCGUACCCGGGUGAUUCAGGAACGCUUCCAGCACUCGGGGGAGACAAUAAGCCGGCAUUUUAACAAUGUUUUGAAGGCAGUCAAGUCCCUGUCACGAGAGUUCCUCCGCCCGCCAUCCCUUGAGACCCCGCCGGAGAUCCUAAGGAGCAACAGGUUCCACCCGUAUUUUGAGGACUGUAUUGGAGCAAUAGAUGGCAUGCAUAUCCCGGCCUACGUUCCCGCAAAAGAUCAAGCUAGAUUUCGCAACAGGAAAGGGGUUUUAUCGCAAAAUGUGUUGGCAGCUUGCACUUUUGAUCUCCAGUUCAUAUUUGUCUAUCCUGGGUGGGAAGGCUCGGCUUCGGAUUCACGCGUGUUAAGAGCAGUUCUAAGCGAUCCAGAUCAGAACUUCCCUCAAGUUCCCCAAGGCAAAUAUUACCUCGUGGAUUUGGGGUACGAGAACAUGGAUGGGUUCAUUGCGCCUUACGAGGGGGUGCGGUACCACCCAAACGAGUACCGAGGCGCCAAUCUCCUGCCGAGGAACGCUAAGGAGCUGUUCAACCACCGCCACUCGUCUCUGAGCGUUGCCAUUCGCAAGUCCUUUAAUCUCUUGAAGGAGAGGUUCUCAAUUCUUAAAUGCCCCCCUCAGUACGCAUUCCACACGCAGCGGGACAUCGUGAUAGCUGCGUGUGUCCUCCAUAACCACAUCCGGCGAGAGGAAAGGGACGAUUGGCUUUUCAGCGGUGUCGAUGGCAUCGGUGGGGUGGACGAUGCCGCGGGAGUUGCUGACGAGCAGGCAGACGAUUUGCAUCAGUCAGGCUUCUCGAUUCAUGAACAGGUGGCAGCUUCGCAUAGGGACUCGAUUGCGGCAGCUAUGUGGAACGACUUCAUGAACAAGUGGGACGAGUGGUGA